UUGAACUGUAUGAAAAAAGCGAGGUGUCCUGAUAGUAUGCCUGGCAACGACAAAACAAGAUGGCGAAGGUGGUCAUUGCAGGGAAAGCUGACUGUCCUUACUAUGCCAGAUGUGAGCUUCUUGGGGACAAACUAGCAAAAAACCUUCCAGACUUUUGUCUCCACAAAAUCGUGAAACAGAAUGACGAAUGGGAGAAAUGGCUUAAGGCAACUUGCAAUGAGCGUGGAUGGACGCACAUGAAGUCGCCAAUUGUAUGGAGGGAGUUGAUUGAUCGUGGUGGAAAAGGUGUCUUGAUCGGAGGUGCAAAUGAUUUCCAGGAGUAUGCUCAUGGAUACUAUGGCAUGGAAUCGGAACUUCUCAGCUCCGAUAUGCUUAAAAUCUCCAAGGAAAACUUACAGUACAAAAAAGAAGUUGAUGAAGAAGAGAAAGAAUUCAAAGCCCAGAGUAAACCUCUUCAUGUGUGUCUCACAGUGGCAUCUAAUCCUGCCUGCUAUGCCAUGGUGAAUGCCAUCUCCAAGGGGGAUGUGUUUGGUAGCAAACAGGAAGUGGCUCUCCAUCUAUAUGAUGCUAACGAUAAAAUGGAAAUGCUGGAAGGAUUAAGGAUGGAGGCCAUCGACCUGGCCCAUGGACUUUUGAGGGACGUAACAGUCGAAUCAAAUUUGUGUAAGGCUUUCAGUAACUGCAGUGCAAUCAUCCUUAUGGAUGAGGUUGUGAGGAAUGAAGGGGAAGAUAAGGACUCGUGGUACAAAAGAAAUUCAAACCUGUUCUGUAAUUAUGCAAAAAUUAUAAAUGAUGUGGCUAGAAAGAAUGUGAAGGUUCUCUUGACAGGUGAUGGACCAGUCAAUUUUAAUGUAUUUAUGAUGCUUCAGAAUGCUCCAAAUAUCCCCCGUCAAAACUUCGCAGGAUUGUCAAGAAUGUUGGAAAACCACACAAAGGCUGUGAUUGCAGACAAGCUGAAGGUCAAUUCUAGUGGAGUUGUGAAUGUGGUAAUCUGGGGAAAUGUUAGCGGCGAAUAUUACAUUGAUCUUGAAACCAGUCGCGUCCAUGGAUACGAGGGAGCCAUCUGGGGACCGCCAUCUUUCUCCUUACCAACCAAGGAGAUGAUCUGGGACAAGCAAUGGCUUGCCAAGGAGUUCCCCGAACUUGUCAAGGCAAGGAAAGCCAUGGUGGAGGAGGCUCUGAACCAUGGAGCCUACAUGUCUAAGGGAGCAGCCAUAGCUACAAUGCUGGGCCACUGGUGGACUGGAUCUCCCAGUGGAGAGAUCUUUUCUCUUGCAGUUUGUUCAGAGGGUUGGUAUGGCGUCCCAGAUGGACUUGUUUACUCCUUCCCGGUAACCAUGCACCCCAAGGGUUACUGGUAUGUUGUCGAGGACAUUGACCUCACAGAGGAGGUCAAGGAGACACUCAAGGUCACAGUACAGGAUUUAAUAUCUGAGAAGGAAAUUAUGUACCCUCCACCAAAACCCCCGACCCCUCCCCAAGGUGAGGUCAAGGUCACCAUUAUGGAACCCAAGGAGGUAGCUGCAGCCUCUGAAAAAGAGGAAGAAAAGAAAGAAGAAUCUGGAGAGGAAGGUAGCACACCGGGGACAGCUGAUUCGGCUGUAGAGGUAGACUCGUCCAAUGAGCCGAAGCUGGAGACCAUCGUGGAGGAGAAGGGCGCCAAUGACAACGUUAAUGGUAACGCCACAGUGGCAGACAGAAGUGCCAAUGAAGAGAAGGUAGACGACUCCGCACAGGAAGCUGAACAAACGACACCUGCUGAAAACGCUGAAUGAUAACGACCCAAAUAAACUCAUUUUUAAAUCAAGAUGAAUAAUGUAAAAUAUAAAAUCCCCAGGCUGGGAAGACAUUUUUGACCACACUUGGACAUUGUUUUAUAGACAUAAAGAACUUAUUAAGCCCCUCAGUGACAUGCCUUUUGUGUUAUCACUUGACAAGCUUGUCUGUUAGGUUGUUGUCAUGGUGCGAAGCUGUGUUGUCGUCUCAUUAUAGAGGUAUCUUCUGGUUCUUCUCACAGUUUAUCAAAUUCCGUCAUGUCAGGUGUGUUUCGCGUUAUCAAGAAAUCACCCUGAUUUUUCCAGAUACUUGAAGUUGAACCACAAUAUCUGUCUUAAAUUGAUUGGUCAUUGAUUUUGAUAUAAAGAUAUUUCUUCAUUUUAAGACUUGCUUGGGCUUGCAAUAUAAAUGUACUUCAGUCAAAUAAAAAAAAGUUUUUGCAAAAAAGAAAAAAAAAAAGAAAAUAUGACUUCAUAUAUAUAUAUAGUUGUUGGUGUAAAUGUAAAGGAAUUGAAAAUCUAUACAAAAGAAGAUUAAAGAAAUGAUCAAAUAUUUAUUUUUCGAAAUUGAGAAAAAUGUCUGUGACUGAUAAAAGUGUGCCUCUAUUGAGCAGAUCUUUGUGUACCAUAUUUGUGUGUUCAUCGAUAACUUGUAUGACACAUGUACAGCUGUAGGAUUAUCUAUCAUUGUCGCAUUUGUAUAUAUAUAUAUAUCAUCAAGCACUUUUUAUUAAAAUUCUAAAUAAUAAUAUUAAAA
Messenger RNA from Mizuhopecten yessoensis (Yesso scallop), 2532 nucleotides. Its product is annotated as putative malate dehydrogenase 1B. Lineage: Eukaryota; Metazoa; Mollusca; Bivalvia; Pectinida; Pectinidae. Gene Ontology annotation, molecular function: L-malate dehydrogenase (NAD+) activity. The record is from RefSeq and is a predicted model, not a curated record. The transcript has 6 exons. Gene Ontology annotation, biological process: malate metabolic process; oxaloacetate metabolic process; tricarboxylic acid cycle. The coding region runs from base 60 to 1775 and encodes 571 amino acids.